Molecule: messenger RNA, 2521 nt
Organism: Scatophagus argus
Lineage: Eukaryota; Metazoa; Chordata; Actinopteri; Scatophagidae
Gene: tmem263
Product: transmembrane protein 263
Exons: 3
Coding region: 894-1394 (166 amino acids)
Source: RefSeq, a predicted model, not a curated record
AAUGAGACAGCAACAAUUUUGACAAGUUAUUAAUUGCAUGUAAAGUUUUUUUUCUCCUCCCCUAACUUUUUAAGCAAAUAUCUUGUCGUGUUGUAGGUUAACGUUAGCCCAAGUUACAAAUGCUCCAGGUUAAUUAGUAUACUUGGCACACGUUUUCCUUUGCACGUCAGGCCUCAUUGGCUUAUGGCCGACUACUGCUAUUUAUGAAUCCGAUGUGAAACCAGGAUACACACGGUGAUCAUGUUGUUUACCCAUCAGCUAACUGUGACCUCAGCUCGUUAAAUAAUGAGACUUUUCCUUUGUUCAUCUCUGGCUUGAUAAACGCGGUUGCUGAAUAAAUCUCUUAUCUGAGCAGGUUUCGUAAGUCCUUUUCAUGACAGGGCAUCAUUUACUUUUAAAAUCUAAAGCGUGGUCUGAAAAUGUAAAAACAGUCAGGAAAUUUAAGCAACAGCUUUGUGAGAUAAUGUCAGGUCACUCAACGUAUAUCAUUGUAUCAUUGUUUCCCAUAGUCCAGAACACAGGGACUAUUAACUGUAGCUACUUCAAGAUUGAACUUUUGUUUUUCAGCAUAACUUGUAAUUUGUAAACUUGGAAGUUCUGUUCUGCCUGACCUAUUAUUUUAACUUGCUGUACAGCUCUGUGACUUACACUGAACAGGUCUGCCUUGUUUUAGGAGCAGCAGCACACCCAAAGCAAGCUCCUUUAUUUUCUUAACACACCGUGUGCCUGCUGCAGCCUCAUUACGAACUGUUGACACUCUGUUAAGGCUUUUCCUGCAGAGUUUCACAUGCACGCACCAGGUAGAAUAAGACGAAUAAUGUGUUCAAGCCGUGUGGAGAGUAAUGCACAAAUUGUGAACUCAGCCAUCAUGUAGUUCUGGGAUUCCCCCCUAAAUGUGCAGGACAUGGAUUAACACUAAAAUAUGCGGCAACAAGCACAGACACAGAUCCCUAAAAGGGUUUUACAUCAUAACACAAACUACACACGAAUACCAGGGGGAAAAUAAUUUCAGAGAGAUGAGUCAGGCAGGGCAGGUGCCUGAGGACAUGCCUGCAUACCUCAACAACGAGGCAGAAACGACAGACAACAACAAGGACCACCCACAGACGCAGCCGGGCAUGUUUGGCAGGUUGGCGGGGGGCUUGUACGGAGCCACCAAGGGAGCUUUAGGGGCGACGGUGGGUGGUGUGACCUGGAUAGGAGGAAAGAGUCUUGACCUCACCAAGACGGCCGUUAGCUCUGUGGCCGCUGUGCCUGGGAUGGGAGUGGGGUUUGUUAAAGGAGGAGUGUGCGCUGUAGCUGGAGGAGUGACUGCUGUCGGUUCUGCAGUGGUCAGCAAAGUUCCCAUAGUAGGAGGAGGAGGAGGAGGCAAAAAGAAGGACAAGUCUGACUGAUGUGGAGACAUGGAGCUCAGGAGUUUGUCUCACAUUCAUGAGCAGAAAAAGAGCAACAGAGGACUCAAAGGUUUAGUGUGCACAUUUCAGUGAGGGGUCUGUGCUUUGUUCCCCCCUCCUUAGUUUCUGUUUGUUUGUUUUUAAUGUGAUGGUUGGUAAAUCCACAUUUGUAUGUGUGUGACAAGAAGCUACAAAUGCAAAAACUGACAAAGACCCUACUGCUAUGUUCACACCAAGCUAUUGUCACCUGUGCCUGACAUUAUUCAGAUAAAAUGUCCAUUUUUCAGUUUUGUUAAUAAGUCCCAACAUUAUUUUCACUGUAGGCUGUUGUAUUUGUCACAUCACUUCACUUCAGUAUCAGAAAAGGAGAAAAAGCUCAACAUGUCAAUGCACUUAAAUUUUACUUGCAAGACAAUCACUGAUCAAUGAUGAUCUGUAACAAUGAGGUGUUUCUCCAGGAUUGGAAGUAUUUCACUGACUGACAGACACAUGGGUCAGAAAAAAUGUGUACAGUUUGAUUAAAGGACCUUCCUAUUAUUUCAGAAUGUGUAAAUGAACAGGUAAGGUUUCUAAAGUGCUUUCCACCUGCUGACCUGCUGAUCACUGGUUAGCUUUUGUGACUCUUUCAAUUUUCCUAUUGCCCUCUGGUGGCUACUCAGCUAUUGCAACAAAUAUUGUAUUUGAUUUUAUAUAUUAUACCUUGACUAAAUCUAUAUUUUUAUAGUUACUGUGGCACGUUGAUCAAUGUCACUCUCAAAUCAAAGUGUGUUAACGUUGGUUACAGAGUCUUCAUUAUGGAUUUAAUCUCUCCCACUUAACCAAAGUGUGACAGUUUAGUUCUAAACUAGUGCUCCUUCAUAUUGCUAAUUGUCACUUUGUUUUCUGUUGUAGGAAUCUGAUGGCUGGAUUUCUUGACAUUACAGUCAGAAUUUUUAUUUUUUUCAAUUGUAAAUCUGUAGCGUAAAAUGAUGUUCAAGUCGCGUGAGAUGCAUAAAGAAGGUCUCUGAGCUUUUGUGUUGUCAGUGUUGCAGAUUGUUUGGAAGCUUCCUAAACAAUGAGAAUUUAUUGAGAAUUUAUACAUGGCAAUAAUGUAUUUAGAACUUGUUUAAAUAAAAUAUAUGCCAAAG